Diospyros lotus (date-plum) is the source of this 1858-nucleotide messenger RNA. Its product is annotated as protein HOMOLOG OF MAMMALIAN LYST-INTERACTING PROTEIN 5. Lineage: Eukaryota; Viridiplantae; Streptophyta; Magnoliopsida; Ericales; Ebenaceae. The transcript is spliced from 6 exons. The record is from RefSeq and is a predicted model, not a curated record. Gene Ontology annotation, cellular component: multivesicular body. Gene Ontology annotation, biological process: late endosome to vacuole transport via multivesicular body sorting pathway. Bases 87 to 1514 code for a protein of 475 amino acids.
CCUCUUGUCAAAGACUUUCCUUGUGAAAUCCAAAUUGGGCCCCUUCUCUCUUCUCUCUUCCGUUUUCUCUCUCGAUCGCUGGAACGAUGGCGAACGACAAUGAACCAGCGAAGCUUCUUCUUCCAUACCUCCAGCGAGCCGAUGAAUUGCAGAAACACGAACCGCUAGUCGCCUAUUACUGCCGAUUGUACGCGAUGGAGCGGGGCUUGAAUAUUCCUCAGAGCGACCGCACUAAAACCACCAAUGCGCUCCUUGUUUCCCUCAUGAAUCAACUUGAAAAGGACAAGAAGUCACUGAAAUUAGGUCCUGAUGACCAUUUGCACCUGGAGGGAUUUGCCUUAAAUGUCUUUGCUAAGGCAGACAAGCAAGAUAGGGCUGGGCGAGCAGAUUUGAAUACAGCAAAGACAUUUUAUGCAGCAAGCGUCUUUUUUGAAAUUCUUAAUCAGUUUGGUGAACUUCAGCCUGAUCUUGAGCAGAAGCAGAAGUAUGCAGCAUGGAAAGCAGCGGAUAUAAGAAAAGCUGUGAAAGAAGGAAGGAAACCUGUACCAGGUCCCCCUGGUGGUGAUAACGAUUUUUCAGCAUCAUCAAGGACAUAUAGUGGUGAAUAUGAGGAUCUUGAACCAAGUAGAAAUGAUCCACCUGUAAAACCUGCUGCUGCACAGGAGCCAGAUCCAUCACCUCAUUACUAUAAUGAAGUAAACCCCAAGCAUGCUGCAGAUAUUCCACCAUCGCCUCAGUUUUAUAACGAAGUUAACCCCAAGCAUGCUGCAGAUAUUCCACCAUCGCCUCAGUUCUAUAACGAAGUUAACCCCAAGCAUGCUGCAGAUAUCCCACCAUCGCCUCAGUUCUAUAACGAAGUUAACCCCAAGCAUGCUGCAGAUAUCCCACCAUCCCCUUCGCAAAAUCCAUCACCACCUUCUUAUCCCACUGCAAGUUAUCCUUCUCAUGAUUUGCAUCCACCUUCUUCGACCAACCGAUCAGAAACUUCUACUUACUCUCAGCCAUAUCAUCAUCAAACCUACCCUCAAGAAGGGCCCUAUCCUCAAGAAUCACAAAAACAUUUUCCGCAAAAUUAUUCUUCUCAUGAAGUUUCCCCCUAUUCAUAUCCCAAUUUUCAAUCUUAUCCUAGUUUCACGGAUGCCAGCCUUCCAGCAGCCCCAUCUCACUACCCCUCCUACUAUCAGGGCGGUGAUAAUACUUAUUCAACUGCAUCAGCUCCUACCACAGCGACCUAUCCAGCAGCAGCACCACCACCACCACCACCAGCAGCAACAGCAGCAGCAUCUCAUUACAAUUCAAGCAGCAGAAAUGGCACUGUUUCUGAGCCCGUGCCAACCUCUGUACAAAGGUACCAAUAUGACAGCAAUUACCAGCCAACCCCUGAGAAAAUUGCCGAGGCACACAAGGCUGCAAGGUUUGCAGUUGGGGCAUUGGCAUUUGACGAUGUAUCUAUAGCCGUCGACUACCUUAAGAAAUCACUUGAACUACUGACAAAUCCAUCAGCAGGUCAGUGAUUUACUGUACUAGUUGAUCUUCUCGAUCUGGAUUGGGGCAACAUCAUCUGUUAUUCAGUGUUCUUUUGUCGUUAUACCUUUUAAUGGUUUGAUUUGUAAAGUUGAUUGGGAUUUUCGUUGGAGGUGAGUUCCUGUAUCCUUACCUGGAAUCACACAUAUAUUUUUAUGUGUGUGUAAUUAACUGGAAAAUCUUAGGGCUCGUUAACGUUUUAAAAUUUGGAUGUUAUUUUAUUUAUUCUUUUUGCACCCAGGUUCUAUUCUGGUGUUGCACUUCUUUUUUGUUUUAAAAUCUAAACUAUAGGGUUUGAGUUGAAGGGUUUCUGAACUUAUGUUGCUGCAGUAUU